Eriocheir sinensis (Chinese mitten crab) is the source of this 3264-nucleotide messenger RNA. It is a transcript of the gene ari-2, whose product is annotated as potential E3 ubiquitin-protein ligase ariadne-2-like. The record is from RefSeq and is a predicted model, not a curated record. The transcript has 8 exons. Gene Ontology annotation, cellular component: cytoplasm; ubiquitin ligase complex. Lineage: Eukaryota; Metazoa; Arthropoda; Malacostraca; Decapoda; Varunidae. The coding region runs from base 150 to 1580 and encodes 476 amino acids. Gene Ontology annotation, molecular function: zinc ion binding; ubiquitin conjugating enzyme binding; ubiquitin protein ligase activity. Gene Ontology annotation, biological process: positive regulation of proteasomal ubiquitin-dependent protein catabolic process; protein polyubiquitination; ubiquitin-dependent protein catabolic process.
AACCAAGAAGAAGAAGAAGAAGAGGAGGAGGAAGAAAACAUUAUUGGAACCAAGUGCCAUGGCGGUCUGAGCAGCUGGGAAAUAUCAAUAGAUUUUCCGCCUCUCUGUCCAGCACCUUCGAGGCUCCGGCUUUUCCACAUCAGGCCAAGAUGUCUGACGAGGAGAUGGAAUACAGUGAUGACGACUUUGAUGCCUACUAUGAGGAGGAGUAUGACAGAGAUGUGGACCAUGUUGAUCCACAUAAGAAUGAUCCAGAGUACUUCCAUGUGGCUUGUCUCACUGACACAGAGGUGGAGCGCCUCCUCAACGAGUCUGUGGAGCAGCUGUCCAAUAGCAUACAGGUGACUCCCUCCUUGGCCAAGCUAUUGCUGCACAUGUAUGGCUGGAACCAGAUGGAGAUUGUGGAUGGUUACCGCCAGGACUGCAACCGCCUCCUCACAGCAGCACACAUCAAGCCCCUGACACCCCCCCAGUCAGUCCCCAGCACCCAACAAGGGGAAGGAGAGAUCACCUGCCCUGUCUGCCUGGCACCCAUGUCCCUAGAUAAUGCCAGCCAUCUGUCCUGUGGCCACACCUUCUGCAAAGACUGCUGGAGUAAACACUUUGAGGUUCAGAUUACACAUGGAAUAUCAACAGGGAUAGAGUGCAUGGGAAACAAAUGUCAGGUUCUUGCCCCAGAGGACUUUGUGCUGCCCCUAUUGAAGUGGCCCAGACUGAGAGAGAAGUACCAGCAGUAUGCUUUUUCUGACUAUGUGAGGAGCCACCCACAGCUGCGUUUCUGCCCCGGCCCGAACUGCAACAUUGUAAUCCAGGCCAAGGAAUGCCGGGCCAAGAGGGUCAACUGUACAGCUUGCAAGUCUCAGUUCUGCUAUAGGUGCGGCAAUGACUACCAUGCUCCAACAGACUGCGAAACAAUCAAGCGCUGGCUCACCAAGUGUGCUGAUGACAGUGAAACUGCCAACUAUAUCAGUGCACACACCAAAGAUUGUCCAAAGUGCCACAUCUGCAUAGAGAAGAAUGGGGGCUGUAACCACAUGCAGUGCUGCAACUGUAAGCAUGACUUCUGUUGGAUGUGUCUGGGCUGCUGGAAGACCCAUGGAUCCGAAUACUACGAGUGCUCCCGCUACAAGGAGAACCCAAACAUUGCUCAUGAAUCUGCUCACGCCCAGGCCCGUGAGGCUCUCAAGAAAUAUCUUCACUACUAUGAGCGUUGGGAGAAUCACAGCAAGUCCCUUAAGCUAGAGGAGGAGACACUAGCCAAAAUUCGAGAGAGGAUCCAGGAGAAGGUGAUGGCUGGCACAGGCACCUGGAUUGACUGGCAGUACCUUCUGGAUGCUGCUGCCCUGCUGGCACGGUGCCGCUACACACUGCAGAACACCUAUCCCUUCGCCUACUACCUUGAGUCUGGUCCAAGGAAGGACUUGUUUGAGUACCAGCAGGCCCAACUUGAGGCGGAGAUUGAAAACCUCUCCUGGAAGAUUGAACGUGCUGAGAUGACUGACAGGGGAGACUUAGAAAACCAGAUGGAUAUUGUCGAGAAGCGGAGAACUACCCUACUGACAGAUUUCCUGCAAGUAUGAUGGGGGCUGUGGAAGUAGACUCAGUUUCCAUCUGCAACUGCCCUCCUUCAUCCUUCCCAUGCUUCCUCUGAGUGCUGGUACAUCCCCCUCAGUAGCUUUGUUUGCAGUGGGGAUGAACCACUUGCAGCUCUUGUAUCUGUAGAUGAUGCUGAGUAGACAGUGUUUGGAUUUCAUUUAUUUUAUCCCUAUUUAUUUAUAUUGUUUUGUCUUGUUACCUGUAUACCGGUAUUUUUUCUACAUCUUGUUGGGUUGAAAAAGCCACUCACCACCACUGUGUCAGGGGUUUGUGUUACAGUGUGCUUUCAUAAGCAGCCUUUGUUUGUUGAGCCAUUGUUCUUAUUUAAUGACUUUGAGAGCUCGGUAGUAUACAACGUUGUUAUUAAUUAAUGACUCGCUGAGGGCUCAACUGUAUACAAGACCAAAUCGAAAUUUGGUAGCAGCCAGCCAUACCAUGCCAGAUGAUACCAUUACUUGUUAUCAACUGUUACUUUCAUCUAAUUACUGCUGUUCCUGUUGCUUGUUCUAUUAGCAUGGCAGCUGUAGCAGGUGGAGGUGCCUGGGCCCAGAGGUGGCACUGGGGCACAGUGAGUUUAGGGGUGGUCACCACCAUUGUCAUCAGUUAGUAGUUGUGGACUCUUAUGCAACUCUGUCUUGGAUCAGUGUAUGUAUGUAUUUAUGUAAAUAUGUAUACUGUAUAUAUAAAUGCAGUGUGGUAAACCAUAGUCCACAUCAUUUAAUGUGACCUUCUGCAGGUUAGGUCAGCACAGACUAAGGUCACCAUUUAAUUAUUUAUGCAAAUGCAGUGCUAAUCAGUGUUGCAAACAGUCAUCAGUUUUGCUUUGUCACAGCAAUCCUGGUAUGUAUCACUUGGAAAAUCAGCAACACCUGUAUGUACACUAUUUACUGUGACAACUUCCAUCGUGAUGUUUUGUUGCUUAAGUCUUCAGUAUUGUCUUCUUGGAAGACGGAAGAAAGCCACCUUUUUUUUCACCUUCCAGAUCGGCAGGCAGUCUUGCAUGUGCAAUUGAGUAGGCAGAUUUGGUAUGCAUGAAGUCUUUACAAUUUUUAUGGUUUGGAGUUUGAGGGUACUUUUGCAAAUUCAGACUUUGUUAUAUAUAUAUAUUUAUUUUUUGCAUUGUAAUAGUCAUGUAAAUUUUUGACAAGUUAUGUGUGUCUUUGUAGUUCGCUGUUUCUUGUGUCUGCAUUGGUUUGAUUCUGAAUGAUGGAUGGUUAUGUAGUGUGUGUGUGUGUGUGUGUGUGUGUGUGUGUGUGUUGGUCUGAUAACUGCAAGAAUCUGUAUCAAAUAGGGACAAGUGUAUCCUGAAAGUGGCUCAGAAAGUUUAUUCAUCAAACAAGCAAAGCCAGCAACUCAAACACAACUCACAAAGUUCUUGGUCACAUACAGGUGUUCAUCUUCCAGUCUAUUCACCUGGAGUAAUGAAAUUUUGAAAUGAAAAAUAUACAUAUCCCUGUUGCUACUUUUUUUGUGUUAUAUAAGAAGAAUGAGCAAUACCGGUUUUCACUGCCAUGUGGAGUGAUGUGAAAGUUUGUCAUUCUUAAAUAGCUCCAGUGUUUCUGAGCCACUUUGCUAGCCAGUGUUGGUCAAGGUGCCAGUUCCAGACAGAGUCAAUUUCAGGGCAUUUCAUUUUAUACCACUGUUGUGAUAAUAAAAGGAAUAAUAUUU